AUGGAUCUUUCUCGCAUGGUGAGCGACCUUGUCCCCAAGAAUCGAAGGUGUCUCAAAUGUAUCAUCUCCGACCUUCCUUGCGACAACGGGAUAUGGCAUUGCGAGCAUUGUCAACUUGUCAACCGACGACCUGGGAAUCUCUCCAUGCAGGCCAAGAGUGAGAUCAUGUUUGAAUCGCAUAUCCCGAGUCUCAUGUACAAAUGUCUGGGUCAGCAUCCCGGUUUCGAAUGGCCUUUCGAAAUUCACUUCGACAUGACUUGGCUGGACUGUAUCAUCUGCGAGGAGAAGGAUGAGGACAAGGACAACGUCACGAGCAACCCCGGGAAGCUUCCCCUUUUCAAGGACGGUGCCAUGAGUUACUUUCCCAACGAUGUAGAGAUCAAAAACUCGUUGCGAUGGUUCACAAGCCGCAAUCUCCGCCUUGGAGGAAUGCAAGACUUGCUUCUUUCAAGGUUAAGUCCUCUGCUCCACGAACAAGCGUUGCGGGAUCUUGCUGCGCGCCACCAAGUCCCGUGCACCACACUGGAAGACUGGUGGAAGACUUACCUCAUGUCGGGACUGAUUCUAUCAACAUGGGAAGAGGCUGUGAUUGUUGGCGACUUCCAGCCGACACAGUUGGACCAGCCGGCAAUGGAGGUUAUCAAGCUCUUCCACCGCAAAACUCAGCAGUUGGCAGAUAAUCUGGACGCUGUCACGCCUGACCUGAGGACCCUUAAUUCUAUGAGGGCCAUACACCCGGUUAUGGAAGAAGCUCUGGCAAACACGUCGAUGGAUAGGUACUCGUGGAUGCUCAUGGCAGAAUGCAUGACCGGGGGAAUCCACAUCUUUCAGAGAUUCGGUAUCUCAUGGAUUUAG
Messenger RNA from Fonsecaea multimorphosa CBS 102226, 855 nucleotides. RefSeq lists its product as uncharacterized. Lineage: Eukaryota; Fungi; Ascomycota; Eurotiomycetes; Chaetothyriales; Herpotrichiellaceae. The coding region runs from base 1 to 855 and encodes 284 amino acids. The transcript is spliced from 2 exons. The record is from RefSeq and is a predicted model, not a curated record.